This is a messenger RNA of Phyllotreta striolata, 1150 nucleotides long. The record is from the annotation of a GenBank genome assembly. NCBI's taxonomy places the organism in Eukaryota, Metazoa, Arthropoda, Insecta, Coleoptera, Chrysomelidae.
ACUUGCAGGCUCGAAGUAACUCGUAGAGAAAUGCCUGGCUAAACUAGGCGCUAAUUUCGUUUUAACACUAAACACUAGAUUAGUAUUUCGAUUUUGAAUAAAACGUAAAGUGACAUUGCGAAAACAUAACACUGCCGCCAUUUGUGCGAUUUUAUCUACUGCCUAUCUUUUGCGCCUACCGCGAAGUGAGGUUAGAAACACAGUAGUUCAAGUGCUCUCGAUUUUGAUGGAUAACAAUCGUCCUUGGAAAUUAAAAAAUCGCCUCGAACAAUUCCACGAAGCGCUAGGUACAUUAAUUCAUUCAAAUUAACCAUGAAGUCGAUUCUAAUAACAGGCUGCAACCGAGGCUUGGGCCUGGGACUAGUUAGGAAACUGGUGACCGAACAAACGUCCCCGAAAUGUAUAAUGGUAACAUGCAGGAAUUUGGAAAAAGCCACGGAACUUCAAGAAAUUGCCAAUAAGAAUAGCAAUGUACAUAUUCUUCAACUAGAUGUCCAAAAAACCGAAACUUUCGAUAAAUUCUUCGAGAACGUUGAGAAAUUAGUAAAAGACGACGGAUUAAAUGUGCUAUUCAACAAUGCCGCUUAUUCCCCGAAAUCUACAAGGAUAAACUUCGUCAAAACUGAGCAAAUGUUGCAAACUUUCUCUAUCAACACCGUCGGGCCUCUGAUGUUAACAAAGGCUUUACUUCCCUUGUUACAAAAGGCGGCUUCAAAAAAUUCCAACCAACCCUUAGGCAUAAAUAGAUCAGCUGUAAUCAACAUGAGCUCGUAUUUAGGAUCCAUAUCUUUGAAUAAUAUCGGGGGACUCUACCCAUACAGGUGUUCGAAGGCUGCUCUAAACAUGGUUACCAAAACGUUAAGCGUCGAUUUAAAAAAAGACGGUAUUCUAGUAACUGCUAUUCAUCCCGGUUGGGUCAAAACUGACUUGGGAGGUUCCAAUGCCCCGAUGGAUGUAGAUACUUCUGUAAAUUCUAUCAUUAAUUUGAUGAAGAUCCUUUCAGUUGAACACAAUGGUGCAUUUUACACUUGGGAAGGUAAACCGAUGGAUUGGUAAAAUUUGUAUAUAUAACAUUUAAUUGAAGUGUAUAUUAACAGACGUAUUGUAUUAAUAGAUUCAUAUAUUUUAUAUUUGUUUGAAGAAUAUACCU